Molecule: messenger RNA, 1833 nt
Organism: Pyrus x bretschneideri (Chinese white pear)
Lineage: Eukaryota; Viridiplantae; Streptophyta; Magnoliopsida; Rosales; Rosaceae
Product: chaperone protein dnaJ 1, mitochondrial
Exons: 19
Coding region: 147-1514 (455 amino acids)
Biological process (GO): protein refolding; response to heat
Cellular component (GO): cytoplasm
Molecular function (GO): ATP binding; heat shock protein binding
Source: RefSeq, a predicted model, not a curated record
GUCGGUGGCGGGUGAAAUAACCCGAAUUGGACCGUCGCUCUCGCUUUCCGAUUCUUCUUCGUCUCGCAAAUUGCAAACAAAAAUCCCAAAAUUAAAGUAUUUGGAGCUUCAUCGAUCACAGUAGUCGAUCCAAACACCUCUCGAAAAUGCGAAGCUCAAGCUUCCUCGGCCUGCUUCGGAGGCGGCUGGUGUCGUCGGUGGCGGCAGAAUCGCCCAUUGAUCAAGCAGAUUGGACCCGGAGCCUCUCCUCGCUCAGUGAGGCAUUUUAUCGAACACCUGGUUCGAGCUCCGGCGGGUCGGUGGCUGGCUUGGCUAGCACAUUAGGAAUUCGUUAUUUCCAUGCCUCAGGGUUUUGCCGAGCAGCUGAACGAGAUUAUUAUGAGACUCUUGGUGUUUCGAAAAAUGCAAGCCGAGAUGAGAUUAAAAAAGCAUUUCGCACGCUUGCCAAGAAAUACCAUCCAGAUGCAAAUAGGGACAAUCCUUCUUCUAAAAGAAAAUUUCAAGACAUAAGAGAUGCCUAUGAGACUUUGCAAGAUCCUGAAAAGAGGGCACAAUAUGACAGGAAGCGUUCAAGUGGGUCAGAAAACGUAGGAUAUACAGCUGGAGGUGCAGAUGGGUUUAGGUAUGAGAAUCAGAGUCACGGUACUGCUGAUGCAGAGGGGUUUAGAUAUGGUUUUGAACCUAAUUUUUCCAGUUCAUUCCAUAAAAUAUUCCAAGAGAUCUUUGAACAUGAGUUUGAUCAAGUUGGAUCAAAUAUCCAGGUGGAGUUGUCACUUUCUUUCUCUGAAGCUGUUAAAGGAUGCACAAAGCAUCUCUCUGUCAAUUCACACGUUCCCUGUGAUUCUUGCCAUGGGCGUGGCUAUCCACUAAAUGCCAAGACGAAAGUUUGUCCUACUUGUAGAGGUAUUGGGAGAGUUACAAUUCCUCCAUUCACAUCAACAUGCAGUACGUGUAAAGGAUCCGGCCAAAUAAUCAAGGAACAUUGCUUGUCAUGCAGAGGAGUAGGGAUUGUUGAAGGUGUUAGACAGGUUGAAGUUUCAAUACCAGCAGGUGUGGAGUCUGGAGAUACAAUCAGCAUUCCAGAGGCUGGGAAUAGUGGGGCACGAGGAAGUGAGGCAGGCUUGCUAUACAUUAAAAUAAAGGUUGAUGAAGAUCCUAUCUUUGCUAGAGAUGGUGCAGAUCUUUAUGUGGACUCUAAUAUUAGCUUUACACAAGCUAUUCUUGGUGGUACGGUUGAGGUACCAACUUUGUCUGGGAUUAUAGAAGUAAAAAUACCAAAGGGGGUUCAGCCUGGACAACAUCUGGUACUAAGAGGCAAAGGACUGCCAAAACAUGGUUUCCUAGUUAAGCAUGGAGAUCAAUAUGUGCGAUUCCGUGUUAAAUUUCCCACUGAAAUCAACGAACGGCAACGUGCUAUAUUAGAAGAAUUUGUGAAGGAGGAAAUUAUCCAUGGAGACGGUACUUCCAGUUCCAAUGAAAGAGAUUGGCUUUAUCAGCAGCUAUCUACUGGUUGAACUUACAGGUUUCAGAGAAUCCUUGAACGUGUUUCGAAGCCUAGGGUUAUGCUCGAACUCUCGAUAUUCAUAUUGAUUCUUUUGUUGCUGAACAAAUCCAUGGGGUGAAUGCUGGCCCCAGGCAAUUUUGAUCGAGAUACAUAGACUUUUCCAUUCUUCCGAGUUCUGUUAAUUAAAGGUACCAAUCUUCUCAUGACUAGUCAGCACAUUCCCCACCCUUUUAUUACCGUCCAUUUUAAUCUGCUCAAUUUGGUUGUAUAGAAGUGCAACUUUGAAAUCUCAAAGUUUGAAAAUAAUGAUUGUCCAAUUAUUGGCUCAA